CCGGAAGUAGGAGAAGGAAGUGGGGGAGCGCGCGAAACGAACAGCAGCUGCAGCGAUUGCUGUCAGCCAGUGAGGAUGACCAGUGCCAGCUCUAGUGUGUCAUACCAGACGAGGAGAAGAACCCAAGCAGGAGCAGCGAGGGGCUCGCGGGUCGACCGCAGACGCACUCGAGUUGGCCUGCUCUCAUACCUGGGGGACAGUGGAGACGAGUCAGAUUCCCACAGCUCCAGCUCGGAGAAUGACUGCUAUACCGAGGGCAGUGAGGAAGAUGCCCAAGGUGUAACGGCAGCUGGAGACAGCGUCCCCGCACAAGGCGACAGUGACGAGGAGCAGGGAGUCUCACAAAGCUGCCGAGCCCGGCGCAAGAGGGCAUGCUCCACAGUACUUGUGGACAGCUCGAGCGACUCCAGCAGUGACGUGGGUGGCCAGCCACUCAGGAAAGUGCUGCCGAAAAAGCGGUUAAGCCUCCAGCUCCUUAUGUCCGACUCUGACACUGAGGCAGGAGAGAGGCAGCUGAAGGAGGAGAGUAGCGAGGCUGCCAGGAAGAAGGAGAGGCACAGGAGGCUUGAGGAGCUGGCAGAGAGAAAGAAAUCCGGGGCAUCCAGGUCCAGGCGCAGCAGGCUUGAGGACUCAGAGAAAGAAAAUGGAAAGGAGCAAAGUGACAGCAAAGAUGAGGCCCUCCGCGUGAGGGGAGAACAGCAGGAAGAUAAGGAAGAUGCCGCAGUAGCGCUGCCAUGCAGCAGCGAGGAGGAUGAAGAUGAAGAUGCCUGUGUAACAGUGGCUCACAGCAGCGAGGAGGAGGACAGCGACAGUAUGAGGGACUUCAUUGUAGACGAUGAGGAGCAGAGUAGUGGGGAAGAAAGUAAAGUGUCAGUAACAUCCCUCCUGUCCCACCAUCUCCCUCACAUGGUUACUGGGUCCCAAAAAAAGCACUUCCAGGCGGUGGUUAAGGCCUUGCUCAUCAAUGUCCUGGACCCAACAUUCCUCAAGUCACUGUAUGAUGGCAUUCGUACAAAGCGAUAUGCCUUACAGAUGAAGGACUCCCUGUACCAUCUAGAUCACCACUAUGUGUUGCCACACCUGGAGAACCUGAAGGGGAGGAGUCGCUGGAGUGAGCGAUACAAGGAGCGGGUAGACUGCUACCCCAAUGUGCGCAUCUUAAAGACGGGUGGGCGGGACCGCAUGUGUGAGGCAUGCGAGCUCCACCGAUCCAUACGCUUCCACGUGCGCCUCUCUGGUCAGCUGUAUGACUUCAGGACUCUGCAGGAUGACACAUUUCUGCCCAACGACAUACAGGUGUUCCGGGUGGGUAGUGUUUGUGCCCACCGUACAGAGGUCUACCACCAGCUCAAACACUUCAAGUACCACCUGUACUGCCGUUGCCGGGAAGUGUUGAAGCAGGAAGAGGCAUGCUGUGGCCAGGAACAGGAGGAGUCUGUGAAGGAGGUAGUCAACAGGGUGUUUGCCAGACUGCAGGACCGAGGCUGGAUCACUGAGCAAUACAAGAGGUUCGAGGAGCAGCAGCACGCAGCCAUUUACUUCCAGGAUGAAAAACUCAAUUGAACACACAGCUUCUAAUGUGCUUCUUCAUAUCUUCAUUUUUCCACAACAUUUUUUUUAUUUUAAUUGGUUUUUUAAUGAAGAUUUUACUUUUCACAAGUUUCUGGUGUAAUUCAUACACUUUGUUGUAAAUUUUUAUAUCAUGGUACAUGUACAGCUCUCAAGAUGGGAGACAAAUGGCUCUGUCACACUUCUCACGUUGUGUGGUUUUAUCCACAAAAACUGUACAGUUUAAGAAAAUAUUAACCAGAUCUAUAUAUGAAUAUUAAUCUCAUAGAGAUUUUGUUUUGUUAUGUAUUUAAUGUGUAUAAACAAUAUGCAGCACAGUUACUAUUUAGAUGGUGUCAAGUACAAAUCAACAUUAGUGCUCAGCUCAACUUAAAUACGUUUUAAGAAAAUAAAUGACAACUUUGUAAUUAUCUGUUCAUGUUGGGUUUCAUUGCACUCAAUCAUUUUUUCAGUACUCUUCCCAAGGCUUGGCAAUCACUCUUACUCUUGAAGCAUGAAGCUGAACAAGUAGAGUUUGUUAAACAACUGUAUAAACUGUAUUUACAGUGGUGGUACAGGUUACAGUGUUGUAGUGAUGGUUGGCAAUGGUUAUUCCCAUAACACUUAAAUAAAAGCAUUUUUAAUUGUUUCACCUGUUGUUGAAUGCCACUGAGUCCACUCUUGUUGACCAUAUAUAGACAGGAGAUGCAUCACUAAACCCACAGGACACAUUUAACUUGAAAGGUACAAAAAAGUGUGAAUGUGUGUUUUUAUAUUUUAUGAUUAUAAAAGGUGCUUGAAGGUAAUACUGUAUUGACACAUAUUUUACAGUACAGGGCUGUAUGUGUUUCUUGUUGCCUGCUGUUACCACUUUG
Scleropages formosus (Asian bonytongue) is the source of this 2423-nucleotide messenger RNA. It is a transcript of the gene ccdc82, whose product is annotated as coiled-coil domain containing 82. The transcript has 8 exons. Gene Ontology annotation, cellular component: nucleus. The coding region runs from base 76 to 1563 and encodes 495 amino acids. NCBI's taxonomy places the organism in Eukaryota, Metazoa, Chordata, Actinopteri, Osteoglossiformes, Osteoglossidae. The record is from RefSeq and is a predicted model, not a curated record.